Amoebophrya sp. A25 is the source of this 401-nucleotide messenger RNA. The record is from the annotation of a GenBank genome assembly. Lineage: Eukaryota; Dinophyceae; Syndiniales; Amoebophryaceae.
AGGUGGAAGCGUGCGGAACAUCACGCUAUAAUGGCAUACUGAAUAUCAGAAAUCUUGCCGGCUACUGUAACCCUGCGAGUGAAAUUUUUCUAAAAAACUCGUUGAAUCAUGUCAAUGCAAGAACACGGUUUAAUAGAAAAUGGCGACAUCUUCAACAACAUCUCUUUCUUCGUCUUCUACGACCGGAACAACACCAGCAGCCGCUACUACUAAAACUAGUAGUUGUGUUGGGUUACUACAGCCAGCUUUUCGUCUUGAGGAACUUCCGGGACGAGGGGUCGGUGCGAUUGCGACGCGAAGGAUUCGCAGAGGUGAGAUCGUCGUUUUAGAAGAAGCUGCUAUCCGUGUUUCCGCGAGAGAAUUUACUAAUCCUACAGAGGAUGAGCACACGCAAAAGGGCC